This is a messenger RNA of Emiliania huxleyi CCMP1516, 3285 nucleotides long. RefSeq lists its product as hypothetical. The record is from RefSeq and is a predicted model, not a curated record. Gene Ontology annotation, molecular function: alpha-glucosidase activity. The transcript is spliced from 19 exons. Gene Ontology annotation, biological process: N-glycan processing; carbohydrate metabolic process. Bases 1 to 3285 code for a protein of 1094 amino acids. NCBI's taxonomy places the organism in Eukaryota, Haptophyta, Isochrysidales, Noelaerhabdaceae.
AUGCGAGCGCCGCCAGGCUCCGCCAGCAAUAGCCGCCUUUCGCUGCAACAAAUUUUUGCGGUUCUUAUUGGCACGGCGGCGCUGCUGCUCCUGCUCAACGCCACAUACCUCACGUCCCUCUCUCCCGUCGGCGAUCUGGACGUGGACCUGGACGGCAUUGUCUCAGCGCGCGAUAUCCGUCGGCACGCCGCCGCCACGUCUCCGCCUCAUACCAGCAUUGCAGCGUGCGACCCUCAUGCGGCCGGCACCAUUCGCCAGCGGGCAGCUCCGCCCUUCAACCCAAUCGCAAACGCAUCGUCCGUGAUCAGAGUGGGCGAGACGGUUCGCUUGACCGUCCUCACAGCUCGCACGCUCCGCAUCGAGCAGCGGCGCAACCCGCGGGAGCGCUUCGACGAACGCAGCAGCUUUGCGAUUGUGAAUCGCUACCUGCCCGUGCCAUCGCACAAGGCAACGCUCAGCAGCGACUGCCAGCUCCUCUCGGCCCACCGCUGCCUCGUGCUGACCACGGCGCAGCUGCGACUGGAGCUCUCGGCUCCGGCCAACGCGACGGCGGCGCAGAUCACUCGUGGGGCUGCCGGUCUGGUCGCGGACUGGCCGGCGCCUCGGCUGUCCUCCGCCACGCUGCGGGUGCGGCUGGCUCUCGACGGCGAUCGGAGCUCGGAGUGGCAUCCGGGCCUGCCGAACCCGGAUCAGCUGCCAGGCACCGUCCGCACGCUGGACAACGUGGACGGCGCGACCGAGCUCCGCUGCGAUCGGCUGCCGGUCGACCAGCGCUCCGGCCGAGAGAACGACGCGCACUGCGCCAUGGGCGUGAUCUCUCGCAGCGGCUGGGCGCUGCUCGACGACUCGCUCAGCGCCCGCUUCGACGGCGCGGCGGCGCAGUGGGACUGGGCGCGCGCAGCCGACGGCGACCCUCGCUGCGAGCAGUGGGCUCGCGGGGGAGAGUGCGAGGCGAGCCGCGCCUUCAUGCAGGCGUCGGGCGAGGCCCUGCUCCGUCUCGACUGGUACUUGUUCGCGGCGGGCCUGGACUACGCGUCUGCGCUGCGCGACUUUGCGGCCUUGAGCGGCGACCAGGACCCGUCCCCGUGGCACGUGCCGCAGGCGGCGGGGCUCCUCCGCGAGUUCGAGGCGCGGGGCGUGCCUGCGGACGUGCUCGUCACCGACAUGGACUGGCACCACACCUGCUACCGGCGCACGUACGGCAACGAGAGCGAGAAGUCGAUGGACGCGUCGCACAACUGGCCGUGCUGGUCGGGCUUCUCGUUCGACAAGAAGUACUUCCCGGACCCGCCCGCCUUUCUCGGCUGGUGCAAGGCGGCCGGCGUGCACAAUGGCCUGAACCUCCACUUUCAGAGCGGGCUGGUCAAGGCGGAGGAGGAUGCCGACCGGCUGCCGCCCGACGCCGAGUACGCUGCCUUCGACCCGCUGAACCGAACCUACUCCUCCCACUUCCACACCCACGUGCUCGCCCCGCUCGAGCGGCUCGGCGUCGACUUUUGGUGGCUCGACUGGCAGCAAGGCGAGGCACGGGGAGAGGUGGGGAGAGAUGCGGAGAGGUGGGGAGAGGUGGGGAGAGGAGAGCACUUCUUCGGCGGCUCCGAGACGCCAGAGGUAAACCCAACCUUCUGGCUCAACUACGUCUACUCCACCCAGCCCGACGGGCGCGCGACACCGGCCUCUGCCCAGCGGCGACGCCUCAUCAUGCACCGCUGGGGCGGGCUCGGCAACCAGCGCUACCCGAUCGGCUUCAGCGGCGACACGAAGUCGACGUGGCAGAGCCUCGCUUUCCAGCCCGGCUUCACGGCGAGCGCCGCCAACGUCGCCUUCGGCUACUGGUCCCACGACAUCGGCGGCUUCUUCGAUCGGGUCGAGCCGGAGCUGUACGUGCGAUGGGUGCAGCUGGGCAGCCUCUCGCCAGUCUUCCGUGCGCACGGCUUCCGCGACCCUCUGCACGAGAGGCGCUUCUGGCUCUUCGACGAGGCGGCUUUUGUCGCGAUGCGGAGCGCGCUGCGGCUCCGGGCGGAGCUGGUCCCGCACCUGUACACCGCCGCCCGCGCAGCGUACGACGGCGGGCCAUCGCCUGUCCGGCCCCUCUACCACGAGUGGCCUGGCCUGCAGCCCGCGUACGACUUCGGAGGCGAGUACCUCUUCGGCGCGGGACAGUCGCUGGCCGUAGUCGCGCCGGUGACGCACCGCUCGAGCGCGGACGCGCCGCUCGCUCGGGGCGCGCGGCUGUGGGUGCCUCCGGGGCUGUGGGUGGCCAUCUGGCUGCCGCCGCCGCCCGCUCCGUCGGCCGGCGGCGGGUCGGGAGACUUGUACGGCGGCGGGUCUGGAGACUUGUAUGAGGACGACGGCUGGAGCGGCCGGUACGCGGCUGAGCAGAAGGGCGGCGAGCACUCGAGCUGGACGCGGCAGCCCCGCGGCGGCGCGGCGGAGACUGCGGUGGUGUUCGCCGACCCUCCGACGGUGGAGCGGCGGCGCCGUGCGGGCGAGCGCUCCUCUCCGCUCUGGUACUUCGACGCCGAGUUGCUCUGCGUGGUUGUCUGGCUGUUCGACUUGCCCGCCGGCACGUCGGCGGAGCUGACGCUGCGGUUCGACGACGAGCGGGCGGCGCGACUCGCGGCGACGGCGGCCAAGUCGUUGCUCGACGGCACGUACCCCCAGACGCAGCCGCAGGACUACAGCCACACCACUUGGCUCGCAGGGCUGGGCAGCCGUCUCGCGAGCCGCCCGGCCAACUUUACCAACGAGAUGGCUGCGCUGCCGGCGACGCUCGAGGCGGCGCGCGGUCAGCUGCGAGAGCACGAGACUGGUUUGCCGACGCAGGCGAACGCCGCCUCGUUCCGGGGCGCAAAGAUGGUCAAGGCUGACCUGCAGGGGGCAGACCUCACCGGCGCCGUCUUUGAGCGGGCAGACCUGCGGCGUGCGAAUUUCAUCUACUCGACGCUCUCAGGCCCGUCGCCCGCCUCCUUCAUCGAGACGGACCUGCGCGACGUCCGCGUGGAGGACGUCAACUUGAGUGGGUCGUACUGGCAGGGGGUGCAGACCCGGGGGAUGGCCUUCGUCGACUCGUGGCUGACGGACGCCUUCCUGGUCGGCGUCAACUUCGACGGCGUCAACAUGAACGGGCCGCGUGCCGCCUGCAGGGCGCCGACCUCGGCCGACAUCAACGAGUGCGACUUCACGUCGGCGAUGGGGGUCGACAAGGCCUCUUUCUUCAACGUUAUUGGCACACCGAUCGGUCGGACUCGUAGGAUGAUGUCUCGAUAUCGCAUGUCCGCGUAG